AUGGCUUUGUUGGAAGACGUGGAUUUCCUGGAAGACGUAGCUUUGUUGGAAGACGUAGGUUGGCUGGAAGACGUGGAUUGGCUGGAAGACAUGGAUUGGCUGGAAGACGUAGGUUGGCUGGAAGACGUGGAUUGGCUGGAAGACGUGGAUUGGCUGGAAGACAUGGAUUGGUUGGAAGACGUGGAUUAGAUGGAAGACGUGGAUUUCCUGGAAGACGUAGAUUUCUGGGAAGACAGUGAUUUCCUGGAAGACGUGGAUUUCCUGGAAGACUUGGAUUAGCUGGAAGACGUGGAUUUCCUGGAAGACGUGGAUUAGCUGGAAGACAUGGAUUUCCUGGAAGACGCGUAUUUCCUGGAAGACGCAGAUUUCCUGGAAGACGGGGAUUUCCUGGAAGACAUGGAUUUCCUGGAAGAUAUGGAUUAGCUGGAAGACAUGGAUAUUCCGGAAGCUAUGGAUUUUAUGGAAGACAAGGAUUUUCUGGAAGAUGUGGAUAGGCUGGAAGACCUGGAUUUUUUGGAAGACGUGGAUUUUCAGGAAGACCUUAAUUGUCUGGAAGACCUGGAUUUUUUGGAAGACAUUUGCUGGAAGACUCUGAGGUUACUGGAAGACAUGGAUUUUCUGGAAGACAUGGAUUUUCUGGAAGACAUGGAUCUUCAGGAAGACAUGGAUCUUCAGGAAGACAUAUAUUGGCUGGAAGACCUUGACUUAUUGGAAGACAUGAAUUGUCCGGAAGACAUAGCUUUACUGGAAGACCUGGAUUUAGUGGAAGAAACUGAUUUUGUCUGGAAGACAGGGUUGACUGGAAGACUUGAUUUGGUGGAAGACAUAGAUUGACUGGAAGAUCUGGAUUGAUUGGAAGACCUAGAUUUAGUGGAAGACAUAGAUUUUUCUGAAGACAUGGACUGACUGGAAGACCUGGAUUUCUUUCUGGAAGACACAUGGAUUUUCCGGAAGACGUGGAUUUUCCUGGAAGAUCUGGAUUUUGUGGAAGACCUACCAUCACUGGAAGACUGGAUUUACUGGAAGACUUGGAGACUGCUGGAAGACGUGGGUUGUCUGGAAGACAUGGAUUUUCUGGAAGACAUGGAUUUUCUGGAAGACAUGGAUUGUCUGGAAGACCUUGAGGUUAUUGGAAGACUUGGAGUUGCUGGAAGACCUGGAGUUGUUGGAAGACCUUGA
This is a messenger RNA of Urocitellus parryii (Arctic ground squirrel), 1179 nucleotides long. The record is from RefSeq and is a predicted model, not a curated record. Lineage: Eukaryota; Metazoa; Chordata; Mammalia; Rodentia; Sciuridae.